AUGGUCGGAGGGGGUUAUACCUUUGUACUGCCUUGUUUAUUGGUAUCCACAGCACAUGUCUGGUGCUCGGUAAGCCAAGGACACUGUACUUCGUUAUCCAACUCUAUUCAUGCAAAGGAACUCCCACUGUUCUCGACCAGCAUGGGGCCUCACAGCUUGUCCUUUGAUCGUCCUUCCGACCUCAGCCCAGAAUGUCGAGACCUGAUCAUCUAUCUCGCUCAUGAGCAUCUUUUACAGGCCUCGAUUGUGGCGCCUCUGGUUAAAACUCGCGAACACUUGGUACAGUACCGCCAGAUGCUAGCCACAGGUAUUCAGAUGCUUGAGACAGUGAUCCGCGACGCCAACUGCCCUCAGAGUACUCAAGCAUACUCGGCAUACAUUCUUGCUCAGGUUCUCUUCAGCGAGACUGAGUGUCUGGACCGUGUGGUGUCUGUGCUAGGUCAGGGAAUGAUUCUUGCUCAACGAAGUGGCUUAUCUGAUCUGGUGCUACAGAUGGAGUGUCUCAAUGUGAGAGCUCUGUGUAAGACCAGCAGAAAUGCUGCUCUCCUCCACUGCAACAAAUGCCUCGAUAAGUACCAGGGCAUGUACGACAACUAUGCAUACCACACUCUCCAGUUGCUACGCUUUGAUCUGACCCUUGACAACAGUUUGCCACAGGCUUUUGACAUUUUCAAGUCCUGGGAGACCCUUCCAGACAGUAUACCCAAGUCAUUCCUGCAACUGUACGGUAUUUCAAAGGCAUUAGACUACAAUGUUGGCAACUACGAAGAGACUCUACUCACCUUAGAUCACAUGAGAGCAUUUGAGGAGGCUUCAGAGUGCACUGAGACAAUCCCCCAGGUGGCCAUGCUUCGAUGCAUGAUGACUGUGUUGGUGGCUCUGCGUAGAGACUGUGACAUCCCCGUUAAGGAGGCCAGCAAGGCGCUGGAAACGCUGCUUCGGUCCUUGAACAGAAAGGCCAGCAAGAGGGAGAUGGUGUGGAAGAACUGGAACAUUGAUGGAACCAUCAAGUUGGCCGGAGCUCGGGGAAGUACAUUCAACAUUCAGUGGGUCACACAAAGCCAGUGUACCCAGUAUUGCUAUUAUCUUCUAGGACUGGCCGCACUUCGACACCACACGACUUUAAAGUAUGGACGUGAACUACUAAAGGACUGCCUCAAGCUGUUGGACCGUGAUCAGGAGGAUAUACCCAAGGAGCCUUUGCCGCGUGCCAGUAUAUCGCACAUAUCAGACAACACAGCGCAGAAGCUAGCACUCAGAUGCAAUGUCCAUCUGUACAUUGCUCUGGUGAAUUUCAGUGGCUUGGCAUACAAGAAGGGCCACCGUUCGUUUGAACGGUUUGUGACCCUUUCCAAGGGUCUACCUGAAGAAGCUUCUGAUGAUUUAUAUUCCAUGAGCUGUCUUGUGGCUGCUCUUUCUUCACAGACAUCGGGAAAAUGGAAGAAGGCUCUAAAGUACUACAAACGUAUUGAGUCAGAUGAUCCACUCUAUCCAGCAGCUCUAGCCAAUAUCUGCUGUAUCAACCCUUCAACAGCAAACAUGGACACACUCAAACAGCUUAUUAACGAGAUGUCACCAGAACAUCACGGAUUGAAACAUGCCAUGUUUGAGGUGAUUCGACUGGUGCAUGACACUAGUAACAUGUCUUCUCUUGACCGUCAAGAGAGCAUGAAGAAGGCACAGAAAGCCCUCCAUCUGGGUAUGACUCAACAGCUCUCAUACGCUACUACGCUUGCCUGUGUGGACAUGUUUGGAUCUACUGCAGAGAAGAAUCUGGAGCUUGGAAACGCAUUCAGAACUGCCCUAUCUGAAUCGGACUGUGUGUGGGCCUAUGUCAUUGGAGAGAAGAAGAAGGGGUAUCUCCACCAACUGGGACAAGAAGAGAAGCUCGAGCAGUUGAACACUAGCGUGGCGAACAUUGGAAAGCACGUUCACAUUCUUAUGGGCGAAGAAAAAUCUAUUUAA
This is a messenger RNA of Yarrowia lipolytica CLIB122, 1965 nucleotides long. RefSeq lists its product as uncharacterized. The record is from RefSeq and is a predicted model, not a curated record. Gene Ontology annotation, biological process: mitotic sister chromatid cohesion. NCBI's taxonomy places the organism in Eukaryota, Fungi, Ascomycota, Dipodascomycetes, Dipodascales.